Molecule: messenger RNA, 4341 nt
Organism: Lampris incognitus (smalleye Pacific opah)
Lineage: Eukaryota; Metazoa; Chordata; Actinopteri; Lampriformes; Lampridae
Product: collagen alpha-2(V) chain-like
Exons: 53
Coding region: 1-4341 (1446 amino acids)
Molecular function (GO): extracellular matrix structural constituent
Source: RefSeq, a predicted model, not a curated record
AUGGCGUCCUUCUCAACGUCGCUGCUCUUCGGCGUCUUAUGCAGCAGAAGAGCAGGCGAGAUGCAUCUGGCAAAGCGCUCCAAACACUGGCUCCAGUCUGACUCCCUCGUCACCGUCGUAAUCAUCAAACGUGAUAAUUUAUGGGGUUUAAGGGAGAGAAAGGAGAACCCGGUGAUAUUCCAUAUGUGGUGGGCCUCCCUGGACGUGCAGGACCCGAGGGCCCUCCAGGGGCACAGGGACCCAGAGGACUCCCUGGCUUCAAAGGCAGACGGGGUGCCCAGGGGCCUUCAGGAUUUGACGGAGAGCCCGGAGUUCCUGGGAAUCCCGGAGAACCAGGGCCCCCCGGCCAUCCUUCCCACCCUGGGCAGAGGCUAUCAGUCAGAACAGAGUCAAGAUGAGGAUGAUGUGUCACAAAAGGGCCAGCUGGUGUCACAGAUGGCUGCAGGGUUCAGUGAGAAGUCUGGACUGGCUGGAAUGGUUUCUGGGACCAGGGGACCAAGUGGGGCUCAGGGAACUCCAGGAGAAGCAGGAGACCCAGGACCAAUGGGACCCUAUGGCCACCGAGGACCUGAUGGACCAUCAGGAAAACCUGGAGCAGAUGGAGGGGCAGGUCCUCCCGGCGCAGAUGGAGAAGCUGGUUUUCCAGGAUCCGCGGGUGCCAGAGGGUUCCCCGGUCUGCCUGGUCUGCCAGGAAUGAAAGGACACAAGGGCAAUGCAGGUCUUCUUGGAUCAAGAGGCGAGUCUGGAGCAGUCGGUUCAAAGGGUACAUCUGGUACCCCCGGCGGAAUGGGACCUCCGGGUCCACCGGGAACUGCUGGAUUGCAAGGAGAGAGGGGCAGAAUUGGUUCAACUGGCCCAGCGGGGAAACGUGGGUCACCAGGUCAUGUUGGUAAACCAGGGCCUCUGGGCCCGAUGGGAAUCACCGGUGUGCCGGGCUUCCCAGGAAACCCGGGAAUGAAGGGGGAAGCAGGUCCGACAGGAGUGAGAGGGAGUGAAGGACCCCAAGGUUCAAGAGGAGAUGCAGGCCACGUGGGACAUCAGGGAGCCAGUGGAAUACAGGGAGCCCUGGGAUCAGACGGAGCACCAGGAGCCAGAGGAUCCUCAGGCUUAGCAGGUGUGCAGGGACCCGUUGGACUUUCAGGUCCGAUCGGACCACCCGGUCCCCAGGGAACGACGGGACAGCCAGGGCCCAAGGGCCAGUUGGGUGACGUUGGUGUACCCGGGUUCAAAGGAGAAGCUGGUAUUAAGGGAGAACUGGGUGAGCCCGGUGCCCAGGGUCCAUUAGGUCCAAUGGGAGAGGAGGGGAAAAGGGGACCGAGAGGUGAUUCUGGAUCCAUCGGUGCCGCCGGAUCUCCUGGUGAGGCGGGUGCUCCAGGAAACCGAGGUUUCCCCGGUGCAGAUGGUUUACCUGGUCCAAAGGGUUUACAGGGUGAAAGAGGGCUGUCUGGGUCGACCGGUGCCAAAGGCUUGGCUGGUGACCCUGGACGCAACGGAGAGCCCGGUUUACCAGGAGCCCGGGGUCUGACGGGUCUGAUUGGCAUGCAAGGGGCAGAGGGAAAACAAGGACCAAUGGGAGGGUCAGGUGAGGAUGGGAAACCAGGCCCGGCGGGUUCUACUGGUACAAGAGGUCAAGCUGGACCGAUGGGUUUACCUGGACCCAAAGGCUUUUCUGGUGAUCCUGGAAAAGCUGGCGAGGUCGGGACCGCAGGGCCACCCGGGCCAAGGGGACUUAAUGGAAAAGAUGGAGAAGGCGGCCCUGCUGGUCCAACAGGCCCAGCUGGAACUGCAGGAAAGAGAGGAGAACAGGGACCUCAGGGGCUGAAUGGUUUCCAGGGUUUACCUGGGCUGCCAGGCCCACCUGGAGAGUCCGGAAAACCCGGUGAUGAGGGUUUGGCUGGAGAAGGAGGAGCCAACGGUCCAACGGGUCCAAGGGGAGAGCGGGGAACUCCAGGAGAGAGAGGUGAAAUGGGACCCAACGGACUUCAGGGGCCAAAGGGAAGUCCUGGGACACCGGGACCAGAUGGUCCAAAGGGUAAAUCUGGUGCAUCCGGUGGUGUUGGAGAGCCAGGCCCCCCGGGGCUGCAGGGCAUGCCUGGAGAGAGGGGCAUCCCCGGACCCUCAGGUCCAAAGGGAGAUGCAGGUACCAUCGGAGAGAACGGACUUGAGGGUAAAGCAGGAUCUGAUGGUGCACGGGGACUGCCUGGUCCUGUUGGACCAGUUGGAUCCAUCGGACCCAAUGGUGAGAAGGGUGAGUCCGGCCCACCGGGACCUCCAGGACGCAGAGGAUCCAGAGCGAUAGCCGGUUCUCCAGGUGAGCCCGGUCCACCUGGUGCUGUCGGUUUCCCAGGACCUCCUGGACCUGAUGGUCAGUCAGGGGUCAAAGGUGAGGCGGGUGAACAGGGUCAGAAGGGAGAAUCAGGAGCACCUGGACCACAUGGAGUGGCUGGAAUACCUGGCUCUCAGGGGCCUGUUGGUGUGACUGGACUGAAAGGUGGCAGAGGAACACAGGGGGCAACAGGCUCAUCCGGCUUCCCGGGUCUGCCUGGAGGAAUCGGGCCCCCUGGCUCUACAGGUUCUGUUGGAGCAGCCGGGUCAAUUGGUUCCCCUGGAAAGCCUGGAGUUCCUGGUAUUCUAGGGGAGAACGGCGCCACCGGCCGGCAUGGAGAGAGGGGACCACCGGGGCCGCCAGGGACUCAAGGAGACAAAGGAGACUCUGGAGAGGACGGACCCGGGGGACCUAACGGACCUCCUGGACCCGCCGGCACACCGGGACAGCGAGGUGUGGUGGGACAACCUGGGCUACGAGGAGAGAGAGGCAUGCUGGGACUGCCGGGCCCUGCGGGUGCACCAGGUAAAGCAGGGGCCUCUGGGGUUCCAGGGUCCAAAGGACCCCCUGGUGGAGUUGGUUUACCAGGUGCCAUUGGUCCAAGAGGAGAUCCCGGUCCAGAGGGUCUAGCUGGAGCAGAGGGGUCUGCUGGCAAAGACGGUCUUGUAGGAACCCGGGGAAACAGAGGGGAUUCUGGUCCAGAGGGUCUGGCUGGUGCUGCAGGGUCUCCUGGACCAGAAGGUUCAGUUGGCCUUACAGGUGGACUGGGUGCGAGAGGAGACAAUGGGGCCAAGGGUCCUUCCGGACCGCAGGGUCAACCCGGAGUUCGAGGCAAAGUGGGACCCCAGGGGCCACUUGGAGAUAAAGGAGCCCAAGGAGACCAAGGAGAACGGGGUCAGAAAGGUCACAGAGGCUUCACUGGACUCCACGGACUACCGGGGACAACUGGCACCACAGGAGAGAUGGGAGCGCCGGGUAUUGUUGGACCAUCUGGGCAGAGAGGCCCUCCAGGAGUGGUGGGACCGAGUGGGAUGGAGGGGAAUAUUGGACACCUGGGACCGAUGGGCCCACCGGGAAGUAGAGGAAGCAGCGGAGACAUUGGACCAGAGGGUCCACCCGGGGAACCAGGCCCCCCGGGCCUUCCAGGACCUCCAGGGCCACCCACCGCAGCCAUGGAGGAUCUCUAUGGCGUCCCCUUCGAUUACGACGGCAAAGACAUCUCUCCAGAUGAGGCGGAGCCCCCACCUCCUCCCGAGUUCAACGAUGACGAGGCCCGUCCCAACAACUCCUCAGACAUCCUGCGCACCGACAGCGGCGUCCACGCCACGCUGAAGAGCCUGAGCGGACGCCUGCAAGACCUCCGCAACCCCGACGGCAGCCGGACCAACCCAGCCAGAACCUGCCAGGACAUCCGGCAGUGUUACCCUCUGAAAAAGAGUGGCGAGUACUGGAUCGAUCCAAACCAGGGAAGUGUGAAGGAUGCCGUCAGGGUCUUCUGUAACAUGGAGACUGGUGAAACCUGCAUCUCCGCUCAUCCGGCCAACAUCCCGCGCAAAACCUGGUGGACCAAAACCGCACCCAGCGCCAACAAACCCGUUUGGUUUGGAGCCGAUAUGAACAGGGGAACUAAAUUUGGAUAUGGAGACCAGGAGGAGCAGCCCAACGCGGUGGCGGUUCAGAUGAAGCUCCUGCGGGUUCUGUCAAAGGAGGCGCACCAGAGCAUCACCUACCACUGUCGCAACAGCGCCGCGUACAAAGACGAGACCGGCCUGAAGAACGCGCUGGUCCUGAAGGGCUCCAACGGGCAGGACAUCCGAGCGCAGGGCAACAGCCGUCUCAAAUACACCGUGGUGGAGGACAGCUGCUCGAAAUCAAAUGGCGAAUGGGGAAGGGCAGUGUUUGAGUACAGGACUCAGACGACGGCCAGGCUGCCCAUCGUGGAUUUGGCUACAAUGGACGUUGGAAACUCGGACCAGGAGUUUGGUGUGGAUAUUGGACCAGUGUGCUUCUCCUAA